Molecule: messenger RNA, 8678 nt
Organism: Closterium sp. NIES-67
Lineage: Eukaryota; Viridiplantae; Streptophyta; Zygnematophyceae; Desmidiales; Closteriaceae
Source: the annotation of a GenBank genome assembly
GGUGCUGUUUUUUCUCUCCGCCAACUGGUGAAAUUCGCUUAGUUCUGCAAUGUCCUUCGCGAGCAGAAGCUCGUUGUCACUCUUGGUGUGUGUUGUCGCGAGCCUCGUUUCCCCGUCAUUCUCUGAGGACUUGCGACGGCCAAUCGAGCUCGCGAGCCAAUCCAUCGACACUCGCCUGCGGGCCUGCGACCUUGGGAACAGCGAAUCCUGCUCCCAUGGAAAUCCAAAUUCCGCUCAGCUCGACUUCUCUGGCUGCGACGAUGCCGAACCAGAAUCGUCGGGUGAAAAUGCGACUUCACGUUCUUCAGAGAGUCGUGGGGACGAAAUGGGGGGAGAUGGGGUCCAACCGCUGGCUAACGAGCCAUCCCGUUCAACUGAAACCGUCCGUGCGCUGCGCGCGUUGCAUGUCUUGGUCCAGUUGACAGACAACGAUGCUCAGAGUCGUAGAGAAGAUGUCAGAGACCGACUAUUUAAGGAUGUCCUUACAGUCGGCGGGAGAAUAUUGAACUACGUACCCAUUGACUCGUACCUGGUGCUUCUUCCCUGCGUUAAGGCGGCCUACGCGAUUAGCAGGCUCUCAUACAUUUCGUGGAUCGGUCGCUUACGAGGAGAGUCGAAGCUAGCGCCUGAAUGGGGUCCCAUCCUACGGCACUAUAAAACCUCCGAUAACAUCAAGGAGGGAAGCUACAUGUAUGACAUGAUAGAUGUGGACAAAGAAGGUCGACCAAUGGUCACCGUCGUGUUGCCUGAUCAAGGCUCAUACAGCGACUCCAAAGCAUACGCCUCCUUCAUUCACAGCACUCUGUGUGUUAAGUUUAGUCAUUUUGAACAACCAUUCGAAGGAUCAGAUUCAGCCCGUUUGCCAGAUUCGACGAUUUCAACUUCGGCAUUGAACCAGUCAUUGAUAAACUAUGCUGAAGAGAAGCAACAUCUCCAUCCACAGAAGAUUCGAGAUGAUUCCCGUCCUCAGCCACUGGAAGCUUCUGAAGACUCGUAUUGCUCCACAUUCAGCGUAUCUCUGGAAGGGAUAAGCACCACGACCACACAUGAAGGCUCGAACCGUGAUGAAACUAGCACUCCAGGCACCAGCACACAUGAAAGCAGCACAUCUGACGAAGCCCGGAGUCAUCAACGUGGCAUCGCAAGUCAAGAUCUGGUGAUCCUAGCAGCGCCGAAACCCCUCCUGCCUGCCGUGCUGCAGUGGCUGCAGCAGCAGGGGUGGGUGCAGUGGAUCGCCCCUCGGCCCCGCUCUCGCCUCCACAACCGCUGGGCCUCUGCUGUCACUCAAAGCGCCAGCACCACCGGCCUUGACGAGAACCCAGGGUUUGGAUCCACAGGACCGGGGACGGGCUCGGGCACUGGCAGGAGUGGGAAUGAGCAGAGGAGUGAGUUUGGAGCGGCAAGGCCUCUGUGGCGUGCUGGCAUCACGGGGUCUGGGCAGAUCGUGGGGAUUGGAGACAGCGGCAUCGACAUGCAGAGCUGCUUCUUCCGCGACGACACAGUGCCUCUCCCGGGCUCCUCGCACCGCAAGGUGGUGCAGUACCGAGUGGUCAACGGCGACACCGUGGACGAGCUGGGCCACGGCACCCACGUGGCUGGCUCCGUGGCAGGGGCGUGCUCAGCACAGAAGCAGCCGCGGCAGCCAGGGCAGCAGGGGCAGGGGCAGCCCGGGGACAGCGGGUCCCAGAGCAUGGACCUGUACCCUGGAAUGGCACCUGAUGCACGCAUUGCGUUCACUGACAUGGGCGAGGGGGAUGUUGGGUACAUCAUGCCUCCUGCUGACCUGGGGAGUGGGUACUACGGGCAGGCGAUGAGGGCGGGGGCGUUCAUCCAUUCGGACUCGUGGGCGUCAGGGGUGCGCGCUUAUGACUACAUGGCGCAGUCAGUCGACCGCUUCACCUUCUACAACCCCAACUUCCUCCCUGUCGUUGCUGCAGGCAACAUGGGCUCUGUGCACAAAGACUCAAUCUCCAUCUCGUCUCCUGCCCUCUCUAAGAACUGCCUCACGGUGGGUGCCACCCUCGGCAGCCUUGGCGCCUCCCCGUCCCUCCUCGGCACGCCCUUCAACCUCUCCAUCCUCGCGCCCUCGCCCUCCCUCCUCCCCUCCGACCGCUCCUGGUACCCCCUCCUUUCCCACGCCUUUGGCACAGCCUUCCAGUCGGGGCUGUGGGAGGGGGGCGUGGCGUGGGGGCUGGCGAGGGGGGAGCCGAGGGAUGGGUGUGGAGGAGUGAGGGGUGGGAGUGGGAGCCAGGGAGGGAGCGUGGCUGGGAUGGUUGUGCUGCUCGACGCUGGGAACUGCCUGUUUGCUGAUAAGUUGAAGAACGCGCAGGCAGCAGGCGCAGCAGCAGCAGUCAUUGUGGCCAAUGACACCCUGGGCUACUUCCCCAUGGCUGCCCCCUUCGGUGCCGACCCCAGCAUCACCAUCCCAGGUGGUUCUGUGCCCCAAGCAGUGGGGACUGUUUUGGACGCUGCUCUCCGGAGGGGACAGCCCGUGCAGGUCUCCAUCGCACCCCUCUCAGUGUCUCUGGCCUUCCGCCCUGCCAGCAUGGCGCGCUUCUCCUCGUGGGGUCCCACUCCUGACGGCCGCAUCAAGCCCGACAUCACUGCUCCAGGGGAGGGCAUCUGGUCGGCUAAGAGCAACCGCAACCUUCGCCAGCCGUCCUGUGCUGUCACACAGAUGUCAGGCACCUCCAUGGCGACGCCCAUCACAGCAGGCUCUGCCGCCCUCCUCCGCCAGUACUUCAUGGAUGGCUUCUACCCCACGGGAGAAAGGGUUCCAGCCAAUGGCUUUGUGCCAAGUGGCAUGCUGCUGAAGGCCACGCUGAUUAAUGGGGCUACAGCCCUCAAUGCUGCUAACGGUGACCGCUACCCAAUAGACGCACCUCCCUCGAUGAACCAGGGCUUUGGCCGCGUGCAUCUGAGCAAUGCUGUGCCCAUAGCAGGUACAGCAUCUUUCACUACAGUGGCGAUUGAGGGGCCGGCCCUGAAGACUGGUAACGGUUACCGCAUCUGCUUGCUGGCUGAUCCUGGGAGGAGUGAUGGAGGUGUGGGGAGUGAUGAUAUCAAGGUCACGCUUGCCUGGUACGACGCACCAGCAGCCCUGGUGGCCAAUCAGAACGCAGCAACGCCUCUGCUGGUGAACAACCUCGACCUCUCUGUCACCUCCCCCGCGGGACACACCUUCUUUGGCAAUGGGGGCGCGGCUCCCGACACCCGCAACACAGUGGAGCAGGUGCACAUCACAGCACCUCAGCUUGGAGUGUACACGGUGGACGUGAGGGCAGCGCAGGUAAACAUGCCCAUGCCAGGGACGGCAGCAGGUUCUACCCUAGGAAGCACACCAGUCAGCAAGGACGGGGGCCAGCGCUUUGCCAUCGCUGCUAGAGGCCCGAUCACUCAAGUGGACUGCCUCUAUGUACGAGCAGACCCCCCUCCUCCACCUCUGUCCAGAAGCCCCUCUCUCUCCAUCGCGCUGCUCUUCCCCGCCAGCCCAUCCACUGCUGUCCUCUGCAGCCUCACUCGGACCAGCAGCACAGCGCCAGCAGCAGCAGCAGCAGCAGCAGCAGCAGCAGCCGACAUGAGAAGUGGCGGAUUUUCAGACACUGCUGCUGACGGAUCACUGGUAGCAGACGAUGGAAGGUGGCUCGGAGGAGUGGCAGAGGAGGGGGAGGGGGGGUCCGAGGGCUUCGCAGGAGUCGCAGAGGGGGCAGGAGAGGCAGGGGUAGCUAGAGGUGAGGCAGGGAAAGCAGCAGGCGCUGCAGGGGAAGCAGCAGUAGCAGCCGGAGGAGAUACAGGGGAUUCUAGUACCUUGGAGGUGCUAGCAUGGGGCCCUUGCAGCUCACCUGUGAUCUUCUCACCCCUUGACACUGGCACCUAUGUGUUCUCAGCCCAACUCGUAGACGCCUCUUACACCAACACCCUCAUCAGCCCCCUUUACUCCAACACCUUUGCCAUCGAUCUCGAUGCUCCCUCCACCACACUCACCUCCUCCCACACCCCCGCGACUGCUGCAAUUGCUUCCUUCUCCUUCUCCUCCCCCUCUGUUGACGUCAGCCACUUCCAAUGCCAGCUCAGCGCCUCGGCCCUCUCACCUCCCCCCGCCAACCCCAUCACUCCUCAGCCAAUCACAUUCCGCCAAACGAGCAGCAUCCCCACCCGCAUGUUCAAAUGGCUCUUUCCCCCCUCUAUAGUCACUCAGAGCGAGGAACUCCCUGCUAUAAGCCCGGGAGGACAAGCCCCUCGAUUGGAUAUCACCCAGGGAGCCGCCACCUGGUCUAAUUGCUCUAGCCCGGUCUCUUACACUGGGUUCUAUGACGGCCGCUAUUCCUUCUCCGUGCGGGCAGUUGACCUGGCUGGGAAUGCGGAUCCUACCCCCCCUAUGGUCACAUGGACGCUCGAUACAGUCUUACCGAAAGCAGUGAUUCUUGAGGCGCCGCCGGUGUAUUCGAACCAGCGGAGUGUUCAGCUCGUGUUUGGUCUUGAUGGGGAUGCGGCGUCUGUGCAGGAAAGGGGCAUGCAGACGGGCGGCGUCGGUGAUGCAACUAGUGCUGCUGCACAAUAUGGGUAUUCUUCAGCAGACGCACCAGAACUGGGAGGAGCACAGCUGUCACAGCAGUCACAGCAGUCACAGCAGUCACCGCAGUCGCAGGGGCCAGCGGAGUGGAGCUGCAGACUGCAGGCGUGGAGUGGGGCCACGUCCCCGCCUCCUCUCUUUGACUGGAGCAGAUGCAGCAGCCCCUUCCAGGUGGGGGGGGUUAGCAGCAGUAACAGCAGCGGCAGUAACAGCAGUAACAGUACUAGCAGUAACGACAAUAGCAGUAACAGCAGCAGCAGCAGCAGCAGCAGUGGAUUUUUUCUAUCUGCCCCACUGUCAGACGGAACGUACCUCUUCAGUGUGCGUGCCACGUCAGCAUGGAACCGCAACGGGCUCAACAACGCGUCGGCCAGAGCAGCGUUCACUGUCGACUCCGCCCGCCCCCGCGUGCUCCUCCUCUCCCACCCGCCCUGCGUCCUCACUCGCCCCCAAGCCGUCUUCUCCUUCUUUGCUCCCAAAAUGGUCACUUUUACCUGCCUGCUCACCGCCUCCCCUCCCCUCCCACCCUCUUACCCCCUCCCCUCCUCGUCUUCACUCGCCUCCUCCCCCUCCUCUCCCUCGUCCUCUCCCCUCUCCUCCACCACCUCCCUCUCACCAUGUGUCGCCCCCCUGCGCUACGACCUGCCAGAUGGCAAGUACACGUGGCAGCUGUCAGGCGUUGACUGGGCGGGCAACAAAGCCAGAACGAAAGUUGUGAGGUUCGCAAUUGACCGCAGCCCCCCAACAGCCCGAAUCCUCUCACUCUCUGUCGUUCCCCAUGCUAACUCUACCACCAAUAAUUUAUCCUCCCCCCAGCCAACCACCCCCCCUCCCUCUGCUACGUUACUUGCCACCUUCACUGGUUCAGAUGGCCAAUAUGGCUCUGGGGUCUCGGGAUUCCUCUGCCAUGUGGCGCUGUCUGAUUCGCCAGAGCCAUACCCUCUCGUUCCAGGAGCCUGGGCGCCGUGCUCCAGUCCGUUGAAAGCACCUGGGCUUUCGCCUGGGCGCUACAGGGUGCUGGUUGUGGCACGAGACUGGGGGGGCAUGGUUAGCACGAGGCCUGCUGUAGGCACUUUCACUGUGCUGCCGCCACUGGCGGUGGUGAAAGGUGUGCAGGGAGAGAGAGGAGAGGAAAGCCGAGCAGAUACUGCUGAAUUGGGUGCUGGUGGUGAUAUACUUGUAUUAGAGCCUGCUGCUGCUGCUGCUGCUGCCGCCGCUGCUGAUGUUCCAGCAGUGUCGUUCGUGGGCCCCUUCCCAGCAGCAUACAGCAGCGAUAACUCAACCAAACUCCACUUUGUCACCUUGCACAAUAACAAGACAUCCUCUAACGAGGACAGAUCCGAUACAUCAGACGGAGCAGCAGCACCUUCUGAGGGCGCUCUUGUAUCCAUUCCCCCUCAACCGUCUACUCCUCUCCAGUCACCUCCCCCCUUCCUCGCAUGGCCGUGCAGCAGCCCUGUCCUCCUGCCCUCACUCCCAGACGGCCAGCACCAGCUAUUCGUGCGGCCUGUGGGAGCACUGAGCAGUGUGGGGGCAUGGGCAUGCUUCUCCUGGACUGUUGACACCACCCCACCCUCCACCUCCAUUUCCUGGGCCAAUCACAGCGUGCCAGGUGUCGCCUCCUCACUGAGUCCCACAGUGCGGGUGUUGGGUAGGGAAGAGGCGAGGGGGAGUGGGGUGGUGCGGCUGGAGUGUAGACUGGAGUCAAUGAUGGGGGUAGAGGGGGCUGAAGUGGGUGCGGGCACCAAUGGAAGCACUUUCACGUGGCAGCCUUGCGUUGGCUCAUUCCCAGCCGCUCCCGACACACCACCAACCAAUCAGAGCACUGACAGCUCUACCCUCCCUCCCUGGCCGCCCUCCCCCUCUCAACUCACAGCUGACGUCACCCUCGCCUCUCUCCUCCCCUCUCUACCUGUCGACCCCUCCCCCUCAUUCCCCACUCAACCGCCACUCCUAAACCCUCUUCGCGACGCCACUCUCCCGGACGGAGUGUAUGCCUUCAGCGCACGGGCAGUGGAUGCAUCAGGCAAUGCGGACCCCCAUCCGCCCUCUGUGCAGUUUGUGGUCAAUGCUUGGGCGCUGGCUCUUGCUGGGAUAGAGCAAGGGGAGGAGGCAGAGAGUGAGGGUGACAGUGGGGAUAUUGCGGAGAUUCUUGAUGCUCCUGAGGGCGGAAGUGGUGGUGGUACAGCUGAUGCGGCAUCGGAUUCUGCCGAAGCUCCCUCCGUCCUGCUCUCUCGUGCCUUCCCAGUGGUCGUCAUUGCGUGUGACGGCCGCUGCACCGCCAUGCUGCCAUCUCGGUUGCUCCCUGGGAGUCCUCAACAGUCAGGAAAACCAACUCUUUCCAGCUCACUGUCCCGGGCAUCAGCACAGGCGCCAGCACCAGCAUUUUCCCUACUCCCGUCCGCAUCGUCAUCCCCAUCAUCUCCCUCUGCCGCUCUAGAGUCCCUCAUGGCACCCAGUGCUUCCAGCAGCGAGGGCUUCAGGGUGGUGGUCGGGGGAGGAGAAGGGGGGUCGGGAGCCCUGGAGGGGGGUGUGGCAGCUGCGCACAGCCCAGCAGCACACAGCACAGAAGCAGACAAGGCAGACGAGACUCCUCUGGUGUUCCGAGUGAUCUCUGAUGUGGUCUCCUUCGCCUUCCCGCCUGCUUUACCGCCACUUGACGCUCAUCCUCCCCCUCCCGCUGGCUUGGAAACGGGGCUUGACUCCCAGCGGCUGGAUGCCCUGGGGUGUCCUCUGCUCAUGCUGCGAUUCACCAUGCCAGCACCUUGCGAAGCUAACAGCGGCAGCACGCCUUGUGGCAGCAUGCAAUUGCCGGGAGCUGAACCCGCCUCGACAGCAGGAUCAACACUAGUAGAAGCAGCAGCACCCAUCGCAGAAGGUUUAGCAGCGUUGGUACCAUCCCCAGAAGCAGCAGCAGCAGCAGCAGCAGCAGCGGCAGCAGGAUCAAUGCCACCAGCGGCAGCACCAGCACCAGCAGCACCAGCAGCAUCGACAUCAACAUCACCACCAGAAGCACUCCUAGCAUCAGCCUGCAUUGUCUUUCAGGCCUUCUCUCUGCAGGAGGUUCUCUCCUCCGCCAUGAAUGCCUCUCUCCCUGCACCCGAUACCAUCAGCAUCCUCUUCCACCCUCACACCACACCCACAUCCCCACCAUCCGCACCAUCCGCACCAUCCCCACCAUCCGCACCAUCAUCAUCCCAAGCAUCCCUACCAUCAUCAUCCCAAGCAUCCCUACCAUCAUCAUCCCCAUCCCCAUCAUCAGGCACACCACCACUCCCACCAUCCUCACCUCUCCAGCCGCAUCGCUACCCCCCGGUGGGCGGCUGGCAGGUGCUGGACUCCACUCUGCUCUGGCAGCAGGGCGGCCUUGCCACCUUCACUGCCCUCCGCCCUGGGCUCUACACUGUAGCCAUCAGAGAACGCAGCAACCAACCGCUGUCAACUACUCUCAGCCAUCCCCCUCCAGCUGCAGACACAACCCCCCCCCCUGCAUCCGGCAAGGCUUGGGUGAUUGCCCUCGUAGUCUCGCUUGGUGUGGGUGCACUUGUGGUCGUGGUGGGGCUAGCUGUAUUCUUUGUCAGGGUGAAAAGCCGGGGCAGAGCAAAGGUCUCACCGCACCUGCGCAAGUGAGGACGAGUUUCUCCAAGUCCCCCCCUGCGUCCAGAAAGGCGUGGGUGAUUGCUCUCACAGUCUGGCUUGGCAUGGGUGUGAUCGUGGUUAGGGGACGGGCCAAGGCAAAGGUAGUAUCACCGCAGCUGCGCAAUAAUCACAAGCGGGAACAGAAAUGAUCAUAAUCAUCAUGAUUAUGAUACGAUUAUGUAGGCUUCUGGGGCUGCAUGGGAAUGGGCAUGACUGGUUCCUUCCCCGGCUGCUUCCUGUGAGGCCCUAGGAGAUUGCUCCUACCAUGCCCCGUCUUGGCAUUGGUGAAGCUCUGCUGCACUGGUUGCUGUGCUGUCUUGCAGCACUGGGUGAGCUUCUCGGCUAGGGUAUGAAAAGUACCCAAGUUAUUGGUGUCCCUUAUAACAAACAGUGAAAUUGAUGAAUAGAGAGAGAGAGUACACAAACAUAUACCUAACUGUUGUACUCUCUAGAAGAUGACCCUAUA